Molecule: messenger RNA, 1321 nt
Organism: Chanos chanos (milkfish)
Lineage: Eukaryota; Metazoa; Chordata; Actinopteri; Gonorynchiformes; Chanidae
Gene: cnot9
Product: CCR4-NOT transcription complex subunit 9
Exons: 8
Coding region: 109-1002 (297 amino acids)
Biological process (GO): mRNA catabolic process
Cellular component (GO): CCR4-NOT complex
Source: RefSeq, a predicted model, not a curated record
UCUCUGUUUCCACAACAGAGAAUUUCAAAUGUUCGUGAAAUUGUUCUAUCUUAAUUUAAAAUAGGUACCAAGCAGCUACCAGGAGAUCAAGUUCGGACGCUUCAAAGAAUGCUGGCUACAGGAGCAGCUGUAACCACAGCGCUGGCGCAAGUGGAUAGAGAGAAGAUCUACCAGUGGAUUAACGAGCUGUCUAGUCCAGAGACCCGGGAGAAUGCACUGCUUGAGCUCAGUAAGAAGCGGGAGUCGGUACCAGACUUAGCCCCUAUGCUCUGGCACUCAUGUGGCACCAUAGCAGCACUCUUGCAGGAAAUUGUCAACAUUUAUCCCUCCAUUAAUCCACCAACUCUAACAGCUCAUCAGUCAAAUAGGGUAUGCAAUGCCUUAGCACUUCUGCAGUGUGUUGCCUCACAUCCAGAGACAAGGUCAGCCUUUUUAGCUGCACACAUCCCAUUGUUCCUGUACCCCUUUCUGCACACCGUCAGCAAAACCAGGCCCUUUGAGUACCUCCGGCUCACAAGUCUUGGAGUCAUUGGAGCGCUGGUGAAAACAGAUGAACAAGAAGUUAUAAAUUUCCUGCUGACCACAGAAAUCAUUCCCCUAUGUUUGCGCAUUAUGGAGUCAGGCAGCGAGCUGUCCAAGACGGUCGCAACUUUCAUCCUGCAAAAGAUCCUAUUGGAUGACACAGGGCUGGCAUACAUCUGUCAGACCUACGAACGAUUCUCUCACGUCGCCAUGAUUCUGGGGAAGAUGGUCCUGCAGCUGUCUAAAGAGCCCUCGGCUCGUCUACUGAAGCACGUCGUGCGCUGUUACCUUCGCCUGUCUGACAACUCAAGAGCCAGAGAGGCCCUUCGCCAGUGUCUACCAGACCAGCUGAAGGACACCACGUUUGCCCAGGUACUGAAAGAUGAUACCACUACCAAGCGCUGGUUGGCUCAGCUGGUGAAGAACCUUCAGGAGGGCCAGGUUACUGAUCCCAGGGGCAUCCCACUCCCCCCUCAGUAACACCACACAAACUGAAAGAGAUCACAAAGUCACCAUCCCACCAUCAGAUGAGACUUUGGAUGCCUGCAUACGUGGGCUCUCACGCACAGAAUUUUCAAUGCCAAGACAUUCUUUACGAAGACGGUGCUCAGUGUUUGGUGGUGUGUUUCUGUUUUUUGCUGUCCUCACUCCAUAGGGAAAUCUCAUGCCAACUCUGUGGGGGACUGAAGGGCAGUCUGUCAUCCACAGUCAUCUUUCUCUCACAGCAUUUUUCUCUCCUUUUGAAGUGAUGCACGGACUCUAAAGUCACUCGUUCUGCUGUUUUUCUUCUCCUCCAUCA